Messenger RNA from Dictyostelium discoideum AX4, 663 nucleotides. RefSeq lists its product as hypothetical. The coding region runs from base 1 to 663 and encodes 220 amino acids. NCBI's taxonomy places the organism in Eukaryota, Evosea, Eumycetozoa, Dictyosteliales, Dictyosteliaceae. The record is from RefSeq and is a predicted model, not a curated record. The transcript has 3 exons.
AUGGUUAAAAUUUUACCUUUAGUUUCAUUAGUCUUAAUUGUAUUGUCAGCUGUAUGCACAAUCAUUGGUUUUUCAACUUACUGGUAUCAAGUAAAGUAUGAAGGUGUUAGUGGUUCAACUGUAACAACCUACUAUAAGUACAAUAAAGUUAAAAGUGUUCUUUCAUUUAAUGGAGAUGAAGAAACAGAUACUUCAAACUAUGAUGAUGUUGAUGGUGAAUUUUCAGCUCAAUUAAAAUUCUACAAAGCCGCUUUAUCAAUGGAUAUUUUAGCAUUUGUUAAUUUAUUCUUUUCAGCAUGUUAUAUGGGUAUGGCCGCAUUUAAAGAAAUUUCCCCAGCAAAUCAAACUAAAUUAAAAAAUUCUCUUAAUGGUGCAACUGUAUUUUUAAUUAUUGCAACAUUUGUAGUUUUAGGUUUACCAAAAGCAAGUAGAGAGGAUUGUGAAGAUUAUGCAAAAGAUAGUAGCUUAAAUUAUACUGGUAGUCAAGUAGAUGAAAUGUGUGGUGGUGAUAUUUAUAAAAAAUUCAUUGGAAGUCACACUGAUGAAGAUGGUUCAAAAUUAUCUUGGGGUCCAACAACUGCUUGGAUUGCAAUUGUCGUUGGUCUUGGUAUUGCAUUCUUCAAUAAUAUUUUUGUUUAUUGUGGUCCAGUUUUCAGAAGUUAA